Echinococcus granulosus is the source of this 2985-nucleotide messenger RNA. Its product is annotated as Basement membrane-specific heparan sulfate proteoglycan core protein. Gene Ontology annotation, cellular component: plasma membrane. The transcript has 15 exons. NCBI's taxonomy places the organism in Eukaryota, Metazoa, Platyhelminthes, Cestoda, Cyclophyllidea, Taeniidae. The record is from RefSeq and is a predicted model, not a curated record. Bases 1 to 2985 code for a protein of 994 amino acids. Gene Ontology annotation, molecular function: protein binding.
AUGAGUAAAGGGCCAAAAUACCGCUUUAAUAAGACCGCUUCGACGGCAAAAUCGGAACAGGUUUUUCCUUCCUCUAAUCUAGGACACCCAAAACCUCCACUGAUAAUCGACCCUCGUAUGGUUGACAUGCCAGCUUGGCAGAUGUUUGAGUUUGUGUGCAGCAGCACCGACGGCAGUCGAGUGGAGGCCUAUUUCUCGCCUGACGAUGGUCGAGUGGGCGAGGACCCCCGAUUCCGUGUCAAACCAAUUCGACACCCGAUUUUCGUCGAUCCACCCCAUAUCUACAAACCGGCAUGGGUGGCUUUCGAAUUUGUCUGUCGUAGUUCGACAGGGAGUCCGAUUGCGGCCAUCUUUGUUGGUGAUGGCUCUCGGGUUGAAUUGGAUCCACGAUUUACCGUCACAACAUACAACACUAGUACUAUUAUUGUCAAAGCUCCUAGGGGUCUACGAGAUAUCGACGACUUGACAAUUCAGUGCGUUCUACCCACUGGACAAAAGAAGAAUGUGACAAUAACCAUAGCAAGUAGCUGCGGGGAAGGGUACACACAAUGUGACGAUGGAAAUUGCAUACCGCAAACGAAAUUAUGCGAUGGCAUCGCACAGUGCCCCGAUCAUUCCGAUGAGGACAAGGCAUUUUGUAAAACGCUUCUGAGACCUCCGGUUAUAGUAACACCACCAGUUGUGGAGGCUCCAGCCUGGAAGCCUUUCCAGUUCACAUGUGUUAGCACUGAUGGAAGUCAAAUGAACGCUGUGUUUAAGGCUGACGGCUCGUCAGUCUACUUGGAUCCGAGAUUCCGAAUCACUCGCUACAAUAUCUCCGCCCUACGUAUCACCGCUCCAGAAGGACUGCGCGAUAAAGAAGACGUGGAAAUCGAAUGCGUCACGCCAACGGGUCAGAGAAGUGACGUCUCCAUCACUAUUUUCGAUGAAUGCGAACGCAACUACACUAAGUGCAAAGACGGUGCAUGUAUUCCGGAGACCCAGUUGUGCGAUGGAACAGCCCAAUGCCGCGACAGAUCGGACGAAAAUCCACUUUUCUGCAAAGGUUUUACCUGCUUAUUGAUCACGAAGCCUUUAUUGACGAUCACGAUUGUGAGAAUUUCGGCUACUAGAUAUGAUCCACCUUUGGAUAUCGUGAGGAUUUGUGAGGUUUUUGUUUGCAUUUCAGGUGUAUCUCAAAGGCUGGUGACAGUGCAACUGUGCUAUAUCCGCCAUCCGCCAUGGGUACCUUUCUCGUUCGUGUGCGUCUUCCCCGUGGGGCAAAAGCCUGACAUUAUUUUCGCCGACGACAAGAGAUCUGUGCAGCGCGAUCCCCGUUUCACCGUUCGACGAGUUAAUAGCAGUUCGGUUGAGGUCACGGCUACACGCGGUUUGCGUGGAGAUCAGGAAACGAUUUUACUCGAGUGCGUUACUGAUGGUGGACUGCGUGGAAAUGUGACAAUUUUAAUCGACGAUAUGUGCAAACCUGGCUCGAUGCAGUGCCGCAAUGGUCGAUGUCGUCCAAUCGCCGAAUUCUGCGAUGGAAAAUCCGACUGUACCGAUGAAUCGGAUGAGUUGAAGGAGUUUUGUGAUGUCAAAGUGCCUAACUUGGUGCUCACACCUUCACGCGUUGUGGCACAGCCUUGGCGACAGUUCCGAACAGUCUGCGUAUCGCCAAGUGGCUCGCAACCCACUUUUGUCUUCUCCAAGAAUCAAUCACCGGUGGAAAGGGAUCAGCGCUACUUGAUCCGUCAUAUCAACGCAACAUCAGUCGAGCUCGCCGCUCCACUUGGUCUUCGUGGGCAGGAGGAUGUGGAUGAAAUCAAGUGCACCAACGCGGUAGGUGAAUCAGUCGAUUUUGAGGUCGUGAUCGUGAGCCCUUGCAGAGCAGGACAGAUGACAUGUCAGGAUGGAACUUGUUUUCCAGCCUCAUGGUUUUGUGAUGGUCGAUACGACUGCUAUGAUAAGUCUGAUGAGAGGCGUGACUUCUGUCCGGAGCCAACGCGGACGCCCUCACCACGGCCGACUGGCGUGCGUUUCAGCCCAAGCAAACAGCGCGUCCGUCCGGGCCAAGAGAUUCGUCUCGAAUGCAGUGCCCUCUCGAGCGAUGUGCUCCAGCAUCCCAUUGUCGAAUUCGCCAAUGGAACCUCCGUCACUGUGGACCCCCAAUUCCGCGUGGAAUAUCCACAGCCCGGGCGCUCCGUCGUCACCAUUCCUCGGGGAGCUGAAGUCUCUCAACGACACAUGGAGUUUCAAUGCUACCUGCCAUGGAGCGACAAGUCUCGUGCAGAGGUUUUCGUCGACCAGGUGUGUGCUGCGGGACAGAGACGCUGUGACGACGGGCAUUGCAUCUACCUCGGUCAGUUCUGUGACGGCAGGAGGGAUUGUGCCGAUGGAUCUGAUGAACUACCACACAAUUGCGAUGCCUGCGAUCCGAUCUCCCGCCCAUGUGGGGUGGUGAAUGGGGAGGAGCCAAAGGUUCCUUAUUUUCAGGAGCAUUGGCGUUGCGAUGGAGAAAAUGAUUGUGGCAACGGCUUUGACGAACUCAACUGUGAAAACUAUACCCGAGUGCCAGGUCAAAGAUGUGGCAGCCCGCGCUACGACUGUUCAAGCGAUGGUAGCCAGGUGCCCCUCGCCUACCAGUGUGACGGUCAGCCUGAUUGCCUCAAUGGCGAAGAUGAAAUGAACUGCAUGCGUCCGACCAUCUACUCGGAGGGCUGGGUAUCGCGUUACGAGGUGCGUCGCGGACAGGAUCUGGUGAUUGAAUGUGAGGUGUUGGGCGUGCCUCCACCGGCGAUCAUCUGGCGCUUCAACUGGGGCUGUCUACCCCAGAGUGUUCGCACUCGCGUAGAGCCCGUCUCCAGUAGAUUCGGCUGCACUGGCAGUCGCAGUCGGCUGACUAUUCGCAACGUGCAGGAGGGUGAUGACGGCAUCUACAACUGCGAGGGCAUCACUGGAGUCGACCGCGCCCUCUCACAGGAUAUUUUUGUCAUCCUUGUCGACUGA